AUUUUUUUUUGAAGUCAUUCGAUAUAUGCAAAUCCAAGUGCAUCUAACGAUUUUGGACAGCUAUGUAUUCGGAGAUGCGUUUUAAUGUUGUGACUUGUGUGGAUAGCAUUUCUAAAAACUUGUGCCACUAAAAAAGUAAAAAACCUCGUGCUUCCCCCGUUCAACCCUGUUCCAAGUAAAUAAACCCAGUGUCCUCUUCACUCUUUUCCCACUCACCCACAAUUUCAGCUCUCCCAAUUCGAUUUCAAUCCAUCUAGAGAGAGAUGGAUCCCAUGGAGGACGACACGGAGCAACAGCAGCCGCAGCAGCAGCAGCAGCAGAGGCAGCAAGACAUGGAUUUGAACGGGGAGCCCUACAGCCGGUGCCUGAGCAGCUACGUCGACGAAGGCAGCACCGAGAGCCACCGAUACUACCUCUCCCGCAGAACCCUCCUUGAGAUGCUCAGGGACCGGGGCUACUCCGUCCCAGCCGCCGAAAUCGAAAUGUCCCUCCAGGAUUUCCGGUCCAUUCACGGCCAAACCCCCGACAUCGAGCGCCUCAGGAUCUCCGCCUCUCGCCGGUCCGACUCCUUGGAUAAGAUCCUCGUGAUUUUCUGUGGACCAGGUAUCGUAAAAGUGAAUGUCAUUCGCAUCAUUGGAACUAUGAUAGGUAACAAAGACUCUUUGAGUCGGCUGAUAUUAGUAGUGCAAAAUCGAGUAACAAACCAAGCUAUGAAGGCUAUGGAUCUUUUUAGCUUCAAGGUGGAAGUUUUCCAAAUUACCGAGUUGCUUGUUAACAUCACAAAGCAUGCGUUAAAGCCAAAGCACCGUGUAUUGACUGAUGAAGAGAAAAAGAAGCUCUUGAAGAAGUUUAGUUUGGAGGAAAAACAGCUUCCUCGGAUGUUGCAGAAAGAUGCUAUUUCACGAUAUUAUGGACUGGAGAAGGGGCAAGUGGUUAAAGUCACUUACAGUGGCGACAUCACGGAGUCCCACGUCACUUAUCGCUGCGUUUGGUGAUGCGUGUAUCUUAAACGGAUUAUCCAUUAUCCGUGUGAAAAUUGAUGGACGGCUUGUUUAUUUGUGCUGUGUGUAACCUUAAACCUAUGGUAGGACUGUGAAAAUGGUAGAACUUUACUACUCUACCAGCUAUGUGUCUCCAAUGUGUUUAACCGAUGCUAUGAAACUGCGGUUAAGCAGACAA
Messenger RNA from Rhododendron vialii, 1179 nucleotides. Its product is annotated as DNA-directed RNA polymerase V subunit 5A. The transcript has 4 exons. Gene Ontology annotation, molecular function: DNA-directed RNA polymerase activity; DNA binding. Gene Ontology annotation, biological process: DNA-templated transcription. The record is from RefSeq and is a predicted model, not a curated record. NCBI's taxonomy places the organism in Eukaryota, Viridiplantae, Streptophyta, Magnoliopsida, Ericales, Ericaceae. Bases 264 to 995 code for a protein of 243 amino acids.